AUGAAGAGCAGCCACCGGGCGGCGGUCAUUCUUGCAUGUCUGGUCUACCUCAUCCUGGUGGCCCUCUCUCUCCUCUCGGCUCUGUUCUCGCUCUCGCUCUUCCUCCGCCCGACCGUCCCGCUCGCUGCCUCGGGUGCCAUUGCUCUCCCGCCACCUCCGCCGUCAUCGCCUCCGCCGCCUGCACUGCUGCUUGCUGACGCCUCUUGGCGUCAUCCGCGAGCAACGCUUGUUCUUCGCAUUGCCACCUCGCCUCCACGCAACAUAUCGCUCGAUAGAGCUGAGGUGGUCGCGGGCCGCGGUGUCCUCCUCCGUCCGGGCCUCCCAGGCCCGAGCGUGAUGUACUCGCUGGCGUAUGCCGACUCGGGUCGACCCGUCGCUGCUAGCGAACUCCAUACUGCCCAGCUCAUUCUCGAUGUCUCGCCGCUGCUCUUCCACUGGUCGCGUGCGUACUGGAUCCAUCAUCUCGUGUCGGCGCUCUCUCUGGCAAGCUACGUCGGCCUGGCGGCCAUCCUCUGGCUACCAUCGGUCCGUGAGCGGCUCGACAAGGAGCCGCCGGCCAGCACUGCGGCGAAAAUUCAGGCUGUUGUGCUCUCGUGCGACGUUGUUGUUGUUCUCGGCAUUCUCACCGCCAUCGUUGUGGCCCUCAUUGCCCUCGCGCCGGCCAUCUCCCUGCCAAGUCUCAGUCUCGGCGUAUAUCUCAUCUUUGCACUCCUCGCCGUCUGGCCGGUUGCCAUUGUUGCCGUCCUCGCCCGUGGACUGCAUCUCAACGACUCGCGUGGCCGUAUCGCACCCGCUGCUGACGAUGCCGAGUUGGUGCCGCCGGCUUCUCCGGCCGCUGCCCCGGCCGCUGCCCCGGCCGCUGCUCCGGCGCCUGUCUCGCCGCCGGCCACACCGCCCGCCUCGCCUCCGCGCCUCGGCCAUCCGGUAUUUGACAUCGUCGAAGGCGAGGACGAUGCCACCGCCGAUGCCACCAUUUACUGCCCGUUGUGCAUGAUGUACUUUGGCUCGGCAUAUGCCACGUCCUGCUGUCGCAACUCGUCGUGCGGCGAAUGUGCGUCCGAGUAUGUGGCGACGUCGGCCGAUGGUGGACCGUGUCCAUUCUGCAACGCAGCCGUCGGCAGCUGGGUGUACCAGCCGCUUGCUGCCGACGCCGCCGCGGGGCUCGCGUCGUACGAGGACACGCCGUUCAAGCCUGCUGGGCGCGAGGCUGCGCUGCUAGCCGCCCAGUCGCCUCUCCGUAUCGGCGCUGAUGCCGAGGAGAUGCGUCGCAAAAUGAUGCGUUUCGACGAGCUCGACUGA
Thecamonas trahens ATCC 50062 is the source of this 1299-nucleotide messenger RNA. RefSeq lists its product as uncharacterized. The record is from RefSeq and is a predicted model, not a curated record. The transcript has a single exon. Bases 1 to 1299 code for a protein of 432 amino acids. Lineage: Eukaryota; Apusomonadida; Apusomonadidae.